GGCCACGUCGCUGCCUAUGUUUGUUGGUUCCAAGUGUCGUGAGCAUCGGGAGCGAUCGCUGCGAUGAGCUGUUUCUAGCCCGUUGAUGCAGUUCCUUGACCCCGGAAUUGUUUGACUGCAUAGCAGCCGUAUUCGUCCGUUGUCCAGUGCUCAGCGGUGCGUGGCGUUGACCAUCAUCGGGGCUCGGAGGCCGUGGCUAAAAUCUCGUCGUCGUCAUGCUUGCUGCCGCGGUUUACGGCGGUACGCUCAUCGCUAGUGUGGCGAGGAGGUUGACACCAUGCGACGCUCUUUCCUCGCUGCUCGGCUGCUGCUGUUGGCGUCUGGUGCGAGGAUAGAAAUGUUGAUGGCAGGUUGUUUGGCUCCUGGAGACAGCGUCAAGUGCCGAAUGCUGUGGAAUUAGCAUCUGUGUCGGAACUGUGGCUGCACAAGCCAUUCCCCUCGAGCCACAAUGUUCAAACUGGGAAGCAAGAAGGACGUCAAUACCGAGUACAAGUGCACCAUACGCCUGCUGGACGACAGCGAAGUGUUGCAGUGUGAUUUUCAGCAUCUCUGCAAAGGCCAAUACAUACUUGACUAUGUGUGCAAUGCCUUGAACCUUUUGGAGAAGGACUACUUUGGCCUCAGAUAUGUCGAUAGUCACAAGCAGCGGCACUGGCUGGACCUCACAAAGCCGGUGAUCAAGCAGGUGAAAGGUAUGAAUCCCAUCGUGUUCUGCUUCCGUGUCAAGUUCUAUCCUCAGGACCCCUUUCGGCUCAAGGAAGAAAUAACGAGGUACCAGAUUUUUCUUCAGCUGAGAAGAGACCUGCUUCAUGGACGCCUCUAUUGCCCUCCAAAUGACUCUGCUUUUCUUGCCGCUUUGAUCAUUCAGUCUGAACUUGGAGAUUAUGACAGUGAGGAACAUGGGGACAACUAUGUCUCGGAGUUCAAACUUCUCUUGAAACAGACUCCUCGUCUGGAGGAGAAGAUUGCCGAGAUUCACCAGCAGCAGCUCAGGGGCCAAGUACCAGCUGUGGCAGAAGCCAACUUUUUACGCAAGGCUUGUCUCCUCGACACAUAUGGUGUGGACCCUCAUCCUGUCAAGGACCACAAAGGAAAUCAGCUGUACUUGGGCAUCAAUUAUGCGGGCAUCCUUACAUUUCAAGGCAGUCGCAAAACCCAUCACUUCAAGUGCUUGCAGGGGUGGUCCAACUGUGCCAUUUAUGCCAUUUUGCUACAAUUCGACUUGCCUGCUCCUGGCUGCGCCCACUCAAGUGCCAUCUGUGCAACUAUGCAAAAGCCUGACAUUCAGAGAAUCAACUACGAAGGAAAGAUGUUCAUCAUUCACCUAAUGUUCCCCGAGGAUGUCAAAGCAAAGAAGAAGCAUUUGAUGGGCUUCAAGUGUCCAACCCAGUCUGCCUGCCAUCACCUGUGGAAGUGUGCCGUCGAACAGUGCUAUUUUUACACCAUACCUUCUUCCAGUGAGGUGCCAUCUGUGACCACUGGUGGUGGAUUUUUCUCACGAGGUUCCCGUCUUCGGUACAGUGGCCGCGUGGAGCGGGAAGUAAUGGACGACAUGAAGAAUAUUAGGAGAGAUCCACCCCAGUUCCAGAGAACACUGACACGGCCACCCUCCUUCCGACAGAAGACUGCUGCAUCAACGACAAUGGAAAUGCCAAAUUCACCAUCCCGACUGCUCAAUGAUGGUUCACCAUUGCGGAGCUCUGUCGGACCAGUGACGAGCCAGCAACACAGCCAGCAGCAGAGCCAGCAGCCCCCGAUAUCUCAAGAUUCAGGCGAUGGCUUUGCCAUUGACGAGCAGCCAAAGAGGCUUGACACACCCCUCGAGCUUCUUGACUCCGGCGAGUCGGGUGAAGAGAAUGGCUCUUCAGUGCUGCGUCCUCCAAAUCACGACCUCCAUGUUGACUUGACGCCCUCACGAAACACGCCAGUGGCUGACGAUGAUGACGUCAACGCCCCUGACACGCCAAUCUCAGAGCUAGCAUUUGACCCACGCCCGACGCCCGAGUAUGAGCCCGAACACGAAAGCAAAGAGCCAGCAUUUGUGACUCCCCAGCAGUCGCCGCGAAUUGUAUUUGUGGCAUGGCUUGUUCUGCCUCUGCUGCUCAUUCUUUUGCUGCUUGUGGUUCUGAUGGAAUGGGAUUGGGCUCCACUUGCCGACAUGCAGAGGCUGCCAGAGGUAGUCUUGCUUCGAAAACAAUAUUAUGAACCUACAAGGGACGCAAUAGGCACUUGGAUCAGUGCUUUCUUUGGCCCACGCUGACUCCGAGCAAGUGGCCUGGUGACCGGUGAUACAUCAUGAAAAGCACAAAAAGUCCCUCGUACGAGAAACAGUUGUGCCACUGUCCAGUAAGAAAAGCCUCACAGCAAAGCCCGACUGAGGCAGCGUUACGCACGUUCACAUUCCAUCAGGGCUCUUUCGGUUUGCUCUUUGUUUAUGCAGAGGCGCAUUUGUUGGGAGAGAGAUGAAAAUCGCAGUUUUGGUUAUGGGAAAGAUUUGCCAGAGGUAUAAAAAGCCUUGUUGCAUUUAGUUUUCUCUAUUGCUGCACAUUAUGCACACGAAAUCUCUUCACUACUAUAUAGAUGUGUUCAGCUUUUAGGAAUUUGUUGUCACGAUCAGAAAAAAGGGCCAAGAAGGCGCCUUAGUUUUUAUCUUUUUUAUAUUUUAUCUGCAUCGUGCAUUCCCACUCGGUGAGACCUAAGGUUGUGGUAGGCAGCUUGCAUUACCUUUUAGUAGACGUUCAUUCCAAAGGCGUAGACAGAGUGCAAUCCUUUGCCAGGGAAGCACAGUGUGUUCUUAGCUGUGUUCAAUUUUUGUCACAAGAGUGCAUGUGUCCACAGUCCAUCAUUGCUCAGAUUGCUACAGUGUAUGCAAGCUCUUUUUUUUCUUUUGCACCGUGAAAAAAUGCACUAAGGUACCCAUAGCAGGGAAAGUACGCAAUUGGCUGUGUAUUCUUGUAAAAUCUAUGCAAUGCAAACAUUGGGCUCAAUGCUUCUUUUCGAGAGCCAAUGCUAAAUAAAGGCCAGGGUCAUGAGUUCUGCACUCUACAAUGCAUGCCAUUGGUGGAUACUUUUUUUUUUUUUCAACGCUCUGUCUUUCUGCAGGCUGGCUUGCAGGCCCUUUCCAAUAUUGUAAUAUAGCUAACAGUUCACUCAUGUAUAUUUUUUUUUUCUCCAGAGAGGUGUACUGUAACCAACCAAAUAUUGAGCAGGGGACAUAUUGCAAGCUGAAGCAAAGGAAACAUUUAUUGCCAGAAAAUGUAUAUCGAUGCUUUUUUAAUUCUGAGGCAUUAAUAAAACGCCUAGUGAGA
Molecule: messenger RNA, 3308 nt
Organism: Dermacentor albipictus
Lineage: Eukaryota; Metazoa; Arthropoda; Arachnida; Ixodida; Ixodidae
Gene: Frmd5
Product: FERM domain containing
Cellular component (GO): cytoskeleton
Molecular function (GO): cytoskeletal protein binding
Source: RefSeq, a predicted model, not a curated record